This is a messenger RNA of Paramecium octaurelia, 1312 nucleotides long. The record is from the annotation of a GenBank genome assembly. Lineage: Eukaryota; Ciliophora; Oligohymenophorea; Peniculida; Parameciidae.
AUGUUUCCUUCAAUGGUCUCUUUCAAAAUAUUAAAAAGUUAAAUUGUAGGAGAAUGUCUGAGAACAAACCACCUACAAAAUACAGUUCCAAUACAAGACAACAUUCGAGAGACAAUUCUGUAGAGGUGGACAUCACUCUCAAUAAACAUCAUUUUCUAAUUAUUCACGUUAUUGGGGUAGGUGGAUUCGGAAGAGUCUGGAAGGUCAGUUAUAAAAAAAUAAGUCUUUGCUAUGAAAGAAAUCAGUAAGGCUUUGGUGCUUUUUAAAUAAAGUGUGCAUUGCAUUAUGAGAGAAUUGUAAUUUUUAACUGAAUUGAGACACAAUUUCAUAAUCAAUGUAUUUGCAGCAUUUCAAGAUAAUUAGAAUCUCUAUUUGGUUCUAGAUUAUUUGGGAGGUGGUGAUUUACGAUUCCACUUAGGAAGGUAGAGGAAAUUUACAGAAGAAUAGACAAGUAUUGCAAUUUACAAUUAUUAAAAUAGAGUUUUUCGCCGCUUGUAUUAUAAUUGGAUUGGAGUAUUUGCAUGAGAAUAAUAUCAUACAUAGAGAUAUCAAACCUGAGAAUUUAAUUUUGGAUGAUUAAGGUUAUGUUCGGAUUACUGAUCUUGGUGUAGCUGUUAAAAAGACUGGCUAAAAUUUUGAAACAAGUGGCACUCCUGGUUAUAUGGCACCUGAAGUCAUAUUCAGAUAAGAUCAUAGAGAGUCUGUCGAUUUUUUUGCUUUGGGAGUAAUUUGCUAUGAAUUCAUGACAGGAAGAAGGCCCUAUUAUGGAAAUAGAAGGGAAAUUAGAGAAUAGAUCCUGGCUAAAUAAGUUUAAAUCCAAAGAUCAAAUGAAGGAUGGUCUAACAAGUCAAUUGAUUUCAUAAAUAUGCUGCUGUAAAGAAAGCCACAGAACAGAUUAAUAAAUCCAAGAUUGCAUAGAUGGUUUAAUAAUUUUUCAUUUGAAUUGCUUAUUCAAAAGUAAAUAAAGGCCCCAUUCAUUCCUAAUAACUAAGAUAAUUUUGAUAAAUCACAGAUGAUUUAUGAGGAUGAAGAAAACAAUUAAAUCAUAAAAUUGCAUCAACAUUUGAUACGAGAAAAUUAGGAAUAGUUUUAAGGAUAUUAACAUUAAGAAAGGACGCAAUAAUUUCUAAUAAAGUCUAAGAAGAGUACUACAAAAAACAAAAAUUAUUUUAAUAUAAUUGAUUGGCUUUAUUUAUUGUUAUUUUUUUAAAUCUUAUAAUUAUCGUUAUCUUCUACUUUUAUCGUAAGUUAGAAUCAAGAAUGUAAAAACUUGUUUAUUAAAGAAUUUUGGAAUUGGUUUUCUAUUUUUUGA